AGGUAAAGACACGCCAUCUACCUACAUCAGCCGGUCCCUGCAUCAGCUUAAGCAACCAAGCUCCAUCCUACACCCUCCAUCCACCCUGUCCAUCCACCCCGAAGCUCGGGCCGCGACAUGUGAAAUGCCGCUUUGAACUCUUCAAAGCCGCUGAUAACCACACAAUAUCGGCUGACCUGUCUACCUUUUUUCGCAAUUGGUUUUGCUACGGAAGACUCUUGAUGCGUGGAUGGAGGAAAAUGCGGAGCUUCUUGAUGAGCGACGAGGAGCUCGGCAAGAAGGAUGACGACCACAAGCUCGUCGGCGGCGCCCGACAGCGGCAUUCGCCUUCCUGGCAGCCAUCUCGCGGCCCGCCACGACGCUCAAUCAAGCGUAUCGGUCUAGUGUUGGCCGUAGCCCUUGUCGUCUACCUCUUCGUUCACAACAUCCCCAAACUCGGCCCCGACGAUCGAAUGCGCCGCCCCGAAUACGCACGUGUUCCCGGCCGCCCUGCCUCGCGCCUUGGUCAUUCGUCCACUGAGAAUGUCAUGCAUCCCCCAGACCCCGAUGCGCAGGCGCAGACACGGAUACUUGCACCAGAUACCACGGAGAGGAACUUCAAUGGGCCCUUCAAAUUUCUCAACCUAGCGUCGACGCUGCAGGCGAUUUCAAAUUUGAGAGGGAGCCAGCCGGAAAACAAAAACAUUCUAUUCGCAGCCGCCAGUCUCAAAAGUGCCGCCACUCUGUUGCCAAUGGCAUGCCAGAUGGGGUUAGGAACGAGGAACUACGUGCACUUUGCUCUCCUCGGUCGAACCAGCAUACGUAUGCAACAGUUGUGGGAUAUCAAUGGAAUUGACAAAUCCUGUAUCAUCAUCUUCCAUGAUGCUCGCCCGAACUAUGCUGAGAUUUCGACGGAUGGAAGACUAGAGAAAUCUGUCUUCCGCGGGCUUCACCAUAUCCAUAACUAUAUGCACCCCCAAGUUAUCAUUGUGGAUGGGACGAAUAAUGAGGAGACUUUCUUUACUAGGGGACUGAAACAACAUCUAAAGGUGUCUAAGACUUCUUUAAUAGAAUUGCCUCGCUUUGCACCGAAGUCUCUUGAUUGGAUAACGAGACUGGACAGCGCAGCAUUGCGAAUGUGGAAUACAAUAAAAAUCGACAUCUUGAUUCAAGCUACCCCGAAGUCUUCAGGGAGCUUGAUAAGGCUGCUGAGGUCUCUCAGUACAGCCGACUACACAUCGAGUGCCAUCCCCCACAUCACCAUUGAACUUCCUUAUCAGAUUGACACGAACACCAAGAGGUUCCUUGAUUCAUUUGUCUGGCCACCUUCACAUGUGUCCAACCCAACCAACGAGCGAUACAUCUCCCUAAGACGCAGAUUAUCUCGACAGAAAUCUACGGAAGAGGAAGCUUCGACACGUUUUUUCGAGUCUUUCUGGCCUGCACAGCCGCAAAAAUCUCAUGUGCUUGUACUCUCGCCGCAUGCAGAAGUCACACCUCAAUACUUUAAUUGUAAGUCUAAGGUUACUAAGCUUAUUCAUGACCGUUCUAAUCGAAUACUGGCAGAUCUGAAAUAUACACUUCUUGAGUACCGCUAUUCCGAUAUGUCUAGAUUUCACAACUGGGGUCAGCAUCUGUUUGGAAUCAGUUUAGAACAGCCCUCAACUACUCUCGAUGGCGAAAAGUUGUUCAAUCCUCCAUUAUUCCAACAUCCCGAGGAAAUCAGUGCUGAAGGCACACCAAACCCUUUUCUGUGGCAGACACCUACUAGUAGCGCGGUGCUCUUUCUUGGCGAUAAAUGGAUGGAACUCCAUGACUUCGUCUCAAGAACGAUGCAAGUCAAAGAAAACUCCGAUGUUGUGCCAACAUUACUCUCAGAAAAGCUCGUCAGCAAGCAGCACCCGUCUUGGCUAGAGCAUGCUUUGAGGCUGGCUCGUGUCAGGGGUUAUUGGUUCCUGUACCCUGGCAAAGAAGUGGCAGAGCAUGUCGCAGCAGUCCAUGGUGAAUUAUAUGAUAUACCUGAGGAAUAUACGGGCUUCAAAACCUCAGUUUCCGACGACGCAAGCGAUGAGGCGGUAGGAAACAUUCGACAAAAGGUUCGAUGGGCGCCCGAGGUCCAGCUAUCUUCGCUGUCUGUGCUUGACGCACUCCCGAAUGAUGGGAAUCUCUGGCCGCUCACCGCGCUACCGAUCGCGGAUUGGCAAGGUACGGAAGUGAGCCCACAGGAUUUCCGCACCCGCUCAUAUGAAUACGAGGUCCUGUUCAAGGGGUCUGUUGGCAGGUGUGAUGCCGAAACUGGCAAGGGACAGAAGGCUUAUGAGACGGCGUCGACGCAGGAUUUAUUCUGCAAUCUGCCCUAAGCUGCGGACUAAUUGGCCAUAGCCUCGAGUUGUUGAUCUCGGAAACUGAUUAUUCGUUCAUCUGAAUAAAUUUCGAAAUUUGUCGUGCGCACACGGAUGCACGCGGCCCCGUGAUACCAUGUACAUAAAACAGCAUCGCAUAACAUAGGAUAGCAUAGCAUUAUCUCUCGGUGUCUCUUAUAAGGGGGAUUAGUUAUCAAUUAUCUCGUUCUUUCCAUCUCCUUG
This is a messenger RNA of Xylaria bambusicola, 2564 nucleotides long. RefSeq lists its product as uncharacterized. NCBI's taxonomy places the organism in Eukaryota, Fungi, Ascomycota, Sordariomycetes, Xylariales, Xylariaceae. The transcript has 4 exons. Bases 222 to 2339 code for a protein of 705 amino acids. The record is from RefSeq and is a predicted model, not a curated record.